UUGAUAGUAUUUCUUUCACUAGCAUAGUGCCCAUGCAUUGCCACGCAAUCAAAAGGAAACGGCCAAUAACAUAAUUGUCUCAAUGAGUGCAUUUAUUUUGGAUUGUCCAUCAGUUAGCUGCAACAAGAUAACGACAUUAUAUUUCAUACUACCCAAAUAACAAUAUAUAGUUCAUAACAAUCCAAUACAAGAUGAGAGACAAAAUAACAAAAAAAAAAGACUUGUUGCGCUUAAUUCGGAACUUAUUGCUCAUAUUUUCCAAAAUCUUGAAAUGCUCCUAGAAUGUUUUCCCAUGCUAACACAAGUUCAGCAAGAAUGGACUCGUGAAGAUCUAUAGAUGGUGGUGGUAAACUGGUAAUUGUCGUGCAACAAUUGUAAAAGUAGUUUGUUGUUACGCACUGAUUUAUCAGCGUACAGCUGCAGACAUGAGAUGAACCCACUCUUUUCCACGGCGGGCCAAAUUUAAAUAGAUCGUAAAACAGUAGAUAACAAAAUCUUCUCGAAGUUGAAGCAGAAAUUCAGUAAGGUUUGUCACAUAUGUCGUUUUAUUAACCUCGACAAGCAGCACAACAAGAAACUGCCAAUGUGUUAUGUGUCGUGCCUCAUGCUUAUUUGAAUGUCCUCAUAUUUCUUUUGUAUAAAUAAAAUUUGUUUUCAUUUCUGGUGGUGUUCAAGGAAUCUAAUCAUCUUGUAAAGUGAACAAAGCUGCCCUUGAUCCUUUGUGCAAAUAGCUUGUUCAAAGCUAGUUAUAAUUGCUUCUGUUAUAUCUAGCACAAACUAAACUCAAUUCUGCAGCUAUCUGUUCUAACCUCUUGACAUCAGGGAACUUAUGUUGUGUCCAUUACUUUUACACAUGAUAUAGUUAAAGGCAGGUCCAUUACUUUUACACAUGAUAUAGUUAAAGUGAAUAAGUAGUUCUUAACGUAUCCUUAUACAACAACCAUUUUUUUAAAUAAUAAUAAAUCUUUGCAAAAAUAGAGGAUCUAUUUAUUGGAACCCUUCCCUCUACUGUAUCUUUGACCCUUGAGUUAAAGCAUGUGGGGUUGCGCAAAAUGUCAAAACAAAUUUGAAACCUAACUAUUGGUGUGAGUGUUUUUUUUUCCUUACAGUGAACCCAACUUAAAGGACAUAAUUUUGUUUGGAAAGACACCAACACCCAGCAGUUCAGAGAAUAUAUUCACUUAUUCAGAAAUUUCGCCAUUGUUGCCUCUGCUUUAUUUUUACUGAAAUGCUAAAAUCCGACGUCAGAUUUUUAGGCAUGGCAAAUCUGAUGUUUUCGUGGCAAUUUAUAUUAACACGAUGAUGUCAAAUUUAGUUUGCAAGGACGGCAACUUUCUCACAACAAAAUGAACUGGGGCAGAUUUGCCAUGCUCGCUAACUAAACUUGCCAUCCUCGGGGAACAUAAUUUGCCAUGAAAAACGUUCAAUUCGCCAUGGUCAAGAAUCUGCCGUCAGAUUGGUAGCGGAGUCCUAUUUUUAUUGGUUUAUGAUAGUCAACCCAAACUUGAAAUCUGACUAUUAGUGUGAGUGUUUUUCUUAUACUGAACCCAACUUAAAGGAUUUAAUUUUGUUUGGAAAGACACCAACCCCAAGAAGUUCAGAGAAUAUAUUCAUUUAUUCAGAAAUUUCACUGCUGUUUCCUCCGCUUUAUUUGGGGAGAUACAAAUUCAGUUGAAGGAUCUGAUAUAAUACACAUUAGCAAUGAACUUCGCUUGGCUCUCUCAGGAUCUCAGGAUACCACAGCAACACCAACAUAUAAACUCUUGCUAGAAAAAUAUGUGGUGAUGUUGCUCGAGUGAUUAGGAAUGGUUGAAUAGAUCAACCGAUUUUCAUGUUUGGUACGAGAUUUUAACAUGGCAUUUUGCAUUUUGUGGAAUAGAAUCUGUGUUUAAAUACAACAAAUAGAGUAUCUUGAAUUAUCGAUGUAUGCAUUAGUUAGCACGUAAGGCACAAGGGACGUCACUGACUGAGAAGGUGGAUAAGGUGAGGAGUUGGGGCAACAAGCGUGAGAGUCGUCAGAGGAGUGUUGGUGUCAUGCGACAAAUGCAUGGCACCAUGGGAGAGGCAAUGGAAGAUUGUUCAACGUAUUGAAUUGGCGGAGGACGGCGAUUGGUGAGGAGAGGCUUCUGGAGACUGCGAUUGGCAUUGGGGAACGAUGAGGAAGAAAGGGAGAUUGGGGAAGAAAGGCGGCGGAUGGGAGACGUCGAGGAAAUCGUUGGGUUUUCCAAGAGCUAGCUGGCCUGUUUGCUCUGUAUACAGAGUAACCGGAUGCCUGCAGUGCAAACUCAUAGUUUUUCUUUAUCCUCAGCUUUCAGUUUUUUAAUCACGGUUGCAGGUUCCAAUAGGUCCCACAUGUAAGGGUAGAGGAUGGUCUACCCGGAGGGGACUCACAUCGUCAUCCCAUGGCUCGAGAGGCCCAUCAUCUACGACAUCCACGCCAGAACACAACCUGGUAGAGAGCACCUCCGGGAGCCGGAAUCUCCAGAUGGUGGGAAUUGGUCUUCGUGUUACAUGACCUAUGCCAGAGACUACCAACUAUGUACAGGACCUUAGGGGAGAAUUAUAAUGGCAGAGUGUUGCCUUCAAUCAUUCAUGAAACGCUCAAAGCUGUGGUUGCCCAAUACAAUGCCAGUCAGCUAAUCACACAGAGAGAUUAAACCCAGUAAGAGGGACAUGCUGCUUGAUUGCUCGCGUAUGCCAUGUCGGAUCGAGCGGUGCCAGGUGAUUGGGUACAUGGAUUUUGUCUCGCCCAUUUGGUUCGUCCACAUGCAACAUGCGUCGUGUUCCUCUCGGUCGUGGAGGGCGCGUUCCUGGCCAGCCUCGAGGGUGGCGGUGUGGCCGGCGACGAGCUUCAGCUCUGCGUCCAGAGCGGUGACACCAGCACGUGCGCCAGUUUUUUGCUCCUCGGUCACUGAUGGUUUUGUUCUGUCUACGGCGAUGGGAUUGCUUCCUCUGCUCCGUUUGUGUGGUUGAGGAAAUGCAUGAGCUGUCAAUCAGAAAGAACUUGAAUCUUCAAGCAAGAACUCCAGACUCGGCUUUCAAGUAACUACAAUGUGAUAUUGAAAUUUAAUUGUCAGUUCGCACUAUCGCUUCUACAAGAUCACCUUCCAGUUUACACCAUUCUCCUGAAGCCUGAACUAUGUGAGUUAUCAAGAAGCACAAUUUGCAUGAUGCUAAUCAUGAUAAGGACCAUAAUGCCUUCCACAUCAAGGGGUUGCUGAUCAAUUUCAUCCACUCAGAGUGGCCAUUUCUUCUCAAAGUUCCUUCUUUCUUGGUUGAUUUCAUUACUCCAAUUAUCAAGGCAACCAAUAACCAGAGCAUAGCUGUCAAGUCGUUUUAUUUAUUGCCAGACUAUGAAGCAUGGAAAGAGCAGCUAGGAGGAAAUGAUAUCUCAUAUAUGAAACCAUGAAUCAGGGAUCGUUGGGUUAUCUGAGCUGGUAUAACUCCGGAACGACAAAGUGGUUCAGGUCUGGCCAUGACGAUCCAAUACUUCAGCAGAGAAGUUACCACUGUGGAGAGAACCUCGAAGAACGCCUGCCCUGCUUCAGCCUCUACCUCCUUGCCUUUGUCUGGCCCUCAUGUUUGUGCAGAUCUCCUGGACAGCCUGCUUCAAGAAAUUCUGCUUCAUGAAAUUAUUGCUCUGUUUGACUCAUUCCAUGACUUCCUUGCAUUCAUUGGCACCUGUUGCUCUUGGCGUGCUGCAGUCUCUACCUUUCCCUCUGUGCAUACAUUCAGCUUCCCACCGCUCCACUUGAAACCAGAUGGUCCUUAUGUUCAUCCACAUAGCGGCCCUAUCAAGCCCAUCCCUUUAUCUAAUUGCAAAUGGCAGUUCAGUGAUCCUAGCAAGAAAAACUUAUCCCUUGCGUGUUCAGUGCCUAAAAAUAGUCCAAAUAAAAUGCACUAUUUGGGCUGCUCAUAUGGGUAUCUUAUCUUCUCCCACAAGGUUCACUGCCUCCUUGUCGAUGUAUACACUGGUAGCAAGGUGAUGCCCCCCAAACUCCCACCUAACAACGAUCUUGGGUACUUCUGUGGAAUAGGCAUCCUUACGGCCCCAUUGAUUUCACCCAACUCUCGCCUCCUUUUCUCUAGAGAUUCCAUGUUUGAGUGGCAUGUUGGAACAAACUCCUGGUCAGAGCACACCCUUACUCUUGAUUAUGAACUCAUCUAUCAGAUUGUGUCCUUCAAAGGAGAUAUCUUUGUCAUAGAUGCUCUUCUUAGGCUCCACGCUAUACACUUCAGACCUCAAUUCCACAUGCAAAAAAUAGCAAUUAAAAAGGAGUUUGUGCCUAUGUACUCAUGGUUGGUGGUCUGUGGUGACAUGCUUCUGAUGAUUGACCAAAGGUUCAGCUCUGGCGGAUUGGGUGGCUCAUCUAACGCAUUCUUUAGGGUCUUUCGCCUCAACUUCUCUGUCGAGGCAGCUAAGUGGGUGAAGUUGGAGAAGCUGGAGAAUUAUGCUCUGUUUGUUAGCCCUGAUAGAAGGAAUCCUACAUUUUGUUGCAUGAGCCCGGAAAGAUGGGGAGGAAAGAGUAACUGCAUUUAUUUUGCGAGGCUAUCUGAAGAUCCCGAUGAAACUUGGACCGCGGUCGAGUUUGGUCAGCCAGUGCCAAACAAUGCAGUUCGCUCCAUGCUCUUCUAUGAUAUUUCGUCCCCUCCAGACUGUGGUGUACUAUGUAGCCUCUGGGUGUUCCCCAGUUUAGUUUAUGGUUCUGGCUAGUACAUCUUUCUAGUCUUGCACAAGACCUGCCUAGCGUUUAUCUCAGCUUGCAACUAGUUCUGUAGCUGUAAUGGUUUUCUGACUUUUGACCAAUUUAUUUGUGUCCAACUACGAUUAAUCUGUAUGGGCAUGCUGCUGUUACUACUGGUUGUAUUGUGGUGAAGAUCGGGAUUGCAUUUGUCAUCUGGUUGCGCCGGUAGAUGCAGCAGCAGAAUGGUCACAUGUGCUUCAACCAUCUGCUGUUAAAUGAGACAUGUACUGUCAAAUGUAACGUGGGUACUAUUGCGGACAAACUUGUCGUGUAUUCUACUGUACCUCCCAUGGAUCAUUCAUUGUUGACCUGAAUGAAUGUAUUGGAUAAUGGUGGUUUUCUUGCCAAUUUUAGUUGAUAAUGUGCUGACAGAGCAGGAGACGUCUUUGCAAAUGACGUCUUGUGCUUUCC
Triticum aestivum (bread wheat) is the source of this 5156-nucleotide messenger RNA. RefSeq lists its product as uncharacterized. The record is from RefSeq and is a predicted model, not a curated record. The transcript has 10 exons. Bases 3476 to 4714 code for a protein of 412 amino acids. Lineage: Eukaryota; Viridiplantae; Streptophyta; Magnoliopsida; Poales; Poaceae.